AGAAGAAGAGGAAAAAAAAAAUAGAGAAAAAAAAAAAGCCAACAGGUUGAUCUGGAUUUCCAUCAAGGGUUCCACCCUCCUCCGUUUAAUGAACAUCGCAGAACAGGUGCUUGGAAUUCAUUACCAGCCCACAAGCCCAGCAGACGGGAACCGCGCCGGCCCAGCCGCGCUGCUCCUCUCGGAGGCAGCAGCCCCUCAGCCCCUCAGCCUUCCCGCCCCCGGGGCCCAGCCCGGCCAUGACCAACCCCAGCUCUGCCUUCUCCAGCGGCUCCCUGUGCUCCGGGGAGGCGUCGGCGGCGAUGAGCCGCGGCAGGGCCGCCGGGAGCCCGUCCCCGGAGCGCCGCAGCCCCGACGGGGGGGCCAGCGACGGCCGCGGCUCGGUGGCCAGCGACGGCUGCGGCUCCCUGCGCUGCUCGCCCUGGCCGCCGUUCGCGCUGGAGGGGAGGCUGCCGCCCCCCGUGCGCCUGGACAUCGACACCGAGUUCCAGGCCGUGCGGCAGCAGGAGAAGGAGGACAUCAAAGUGCUCAACAACCAGUUCGUGACCCUGAUCGAGAAGGUCCAGAGCUUGGAGCAGCAGAACAAGAUCCUGACGACCAGGUGGAACUUCCUGAAGGACCAGGACAAUUCCCACUCUGACUCGGACAUCAAGGCCAUCUAUGAGCAGUACGUGAGCAAAAUGAACCAGGAGAUGAAGGCGCUCAACUACGAGCAGGAGAACCUGGAGUCGGAGCUGGCAAAGGUCCUGAGCACCAUGGACGCCUUCCGGAGCAAGUACGAGGAUGAAAUUCGCCUCUGCAGCGGGAUGGAAUUCACCUUCAUGGAGCUCAAAAAGGAUUUGGACGUGAGCACCUUGCACCGCACGGAGCUGGAGGUGAAGCUCAAAGGGCUCCAGGAGCUGCUGGAGCUGAAGAAAACCAUCUACGAGCAGGAACUGGAGGAGCUGCUGACAGAAAUCAAGGACAUUUCUGUGGUGCUGGGAAUCGACAGCUGCUCCCGGCCGGACCUGGGCAGGAUCGUGGAGGACGUCAGGGCCCAGUACGAGGCUCUGGCCUUGCGGAGCUGGGAAGAGGCCGAGGCCCUCACCCGCAGGAAGCUCACCGACAGCAGCUCCCAGCCCGGCUCCUUCGGGGGGCACCUCCUCGACAGCCGGCGGGAAAUCGCGGAUCUGAACAUCCGCAUCCAGAAACUGCGGUCCUGCAUCGUGUCCCAGAAGAGCCAGUGUCUGUACCUGGAGGAGCACAUCCGUGAGGCUGGCGAGCAGGGGGAGGGGACCCUCAGGGACGCCAAGGCCAAGGUGGCCGGGCUGGAGGAGGCCCUGCAGCGCAGCCGGGAGCACAUGGCUCACCUGGUCCGGGAGUACCAGGAGCUCAUGAACAUCAAACUGGCCCUGGACGUGGAGAUCCUCACCUACAGGAAGCUCGUGGAAGGGGAGGAGAACAGCAUGGAGCAGCCCAUUCCCACCGUCAUCAGCGCUGUCCACUCCCGGCCCAAGCCUCUUUCUGCCAGCACCCUGCGGAACUCACGGCUCUUUGCCCGGGGCUCGGGGGACAUGGAGCCCAGUGGAGGUGGCCCGGGGAGAGCCCAGGAGCUGCCCGGGACUCCAGGCACCGGGACCCGGCCCAAGUUCAGCCCCGAGGAGUGCUCCUAGGAGAACGGGAUGAGCAUGGAUCCAAAGCACCUGGGAAGCUCUUCCUCCUGAACUCCAGCCCAUCCAGGGGAUGAAGGAUGAGGGUCCUGUCCCGGCUGUCCCUUGGCUUUCCACCAUCCCAGUUCACAGCUCCAUUCCCAGCUGCAGCAGGAACCACCCCAGGACUUUAGGGACUCCCCCAUCCCUCUCUCCUUCCUCUCUACGGCUCCCUUCCCAGGGAUUUGCAGUCACCCCUUGGAAUGUGCCCAGCAGAGGGAAGUGUCCCUACCCCAGUUUUAGCAGCUACCAUCGGUCCCUUUACUGGUGUUGCCAAACCUUUUCCCUGCUCUGAGGGUGGUCCCUGACGGGGCUUCCAAGGAAAGCACCAUCCAAAUUCCACACUGGGGCACCCUUGG
Messenger RNA from Passer montanus (Eurasian tree sparrow), 2044 nucleotides. RefSeq names its product keratin 80 (gene KRT80). NCBI's taxonomy places the organism in Eukaryota, Metazoa, Chordata, Aves, Passeriformes, Passeridae. Bases 237 to 1649 code for a protein of 470 amino acids. Gene Ontology annotation, cellular component: keratin filament. Gene Ontology annotation, biological process: keratinization; intermediate filament organization. The transcript is spliced from 9 exons. Gene Ontology annotation, molecular function: structural constituent of skin epidermis. The record is from RefSeq and is a predicted model, not a curated record.